AUGGGGAGAUUUUGGGGGGUUUCCGGGCCCCCCAGGGCCGCCUGGGCGCGGGCGCGGGCGCUGCUGCGGGCGGGGGGGGGGCCCAGCGCGGCCGCCCUGGGGGGCCUCGAGGACGCCGCCUUCGUCAUCGCCUUCGACCCCUCCCCCCACGGGGAACCCCCCAAAAACGGGGACCCCCCCAAAAACGGGGACCCCCCCCCUGAGGAGCGAGACCCCCCCCGGGACGGGGACCUGGACGUGGAGGCCAAGGCGCUGCUGAUGGGACCCCCCCACAACCGGUGGUUCGACAAGUCGCUGACGUUGGUGGUGUUCCCCUCGGGGCGCGUCGGGCUCAGCGUGGAGCACUCGUGGGGAGACCCCCCCGUGGCCGGGCACCUCUGGGAGUUCGCGCUGGCCCUGGACCGGUCCCUGGGCUACGACGAGUCCGGGAGCUGCCUCGGGCAGGGCCAGGGCCGGGCCCCGGAGCCCCCCCAGGAGCUGCACUGGGAGCUCCCCCCGCAGGUUUCGGGGGUGCUGCCCCAGGCCCGGGAGCAGUUCCAGGCCAUGGCCGAGGGGCUCCAGCUCCACGUGGUGUCGGUCGAGUGCCCCCCGGGACCCCCCGGGACCCCUGAGAACGCCCAGGAGCUGCUGGCGCUGGCGCUGGAGCUGGCGCUGGUCAGGGAGCGCGGCCCGGCCCUCACGUACGAGCCCAUCCCGACGCGCCUUUUCCUCGAGGGCCGCGCCGACGGCGCCCGCGGCGUGGGGCGCCCCCUGCUGGAGCUGGAGCGCGCCCUGCGGGACCCCCAAACCCCCGAGCGCGGCCCGGCCCUCACGUACGAGCCCAUCCCGACGCGCCUUUUCCUCGAGGGCCGCGCCGACGGCGCCCGCGGCGUGGGGCGCCCCCUGCUGGAGCUGGAGCGCGCCCUGCGGGACCCCCAAACCCCCUUGGGGGCAGGGGGCGGAGCCUCACCCGCAGGCCCCUCCCAGCCCGGGCGCCGCCGGGCGCUGUUGGAGGCGGCGCUGGCGCAGGCGCGGGGGCGGCGCCGGGCGGCCAUGACGGGGGCGGGGCUGGAGCGGCACCUGCAGGCGCUGGCGGCCGUGGCCAAUCAGAUGAGGCUCCGCCCACCUUUCCUCACAGAGGUGCUGGGGCAGCCCUGGGCUCUGGCCUUUAGCCCCGCCCCCCGGCCACACCCCCCUCUGCUGCCCCACCCCCUGCGGCCUGCGGGGGGGGGCUUCAACCCGCCCCACCAGGACGGUUACGGCGUUUCCUUCGUGGGGGGAGGGGACGGCCCCGCCCUGGUGCACAUCUCGUGCCGGGAGCGCUCCCCCAAAACCAUGGCGGCGCGGCGCCGCUCCGGCUCCUCCCGCGGCGCCAAUCGCGACAGGCCCCGGCCCCGCUGUCGCGACAGGGAACCCGCGGAGCCCCCGGGCCGCGUUUACGUGCCCGGGACGGGCCCGGCGCUGGGCCCCGAGGAGGAGCUGGUGAUGGAUGAGGAGGCGUACGUGCUCUACCACCGAGCCGGCACCGGCUCGCCGUGCCUGAGCUUUGACGUGCUGCGGGACGCGCUGGGCGAGGGCCGGGAGCAGCUGCCGCUGUCGGUGCUGCUCUGCGCCGGCACCCAGGCCGAGACCCCCGGCAGGAACCGGGUGCUGCUGAUGCGGAUGCAGAACCUGCACGGGCUGCGGCGGGGGAAGGACAGCGACAGCGAGGAGGAGGAGGAGGAGGAGGAGGAUGAGGAGGAUGAAGAAGAGCGGGAGCCGCAGCUGCUGCUCCUCAUGGCCCCCCACUACGGGGGGAUCAACAGGCUGCGGGUGACGUCCCUCGGGGGGUCCCCGGUGGCGGCCGUGUGGUCGGAGCGGGGCCAGGUGGAGGUGCUGGAACUGGGGAGGGCCCUGGGGGUCCUGGAGGGGCCAUUUGGGGAGGGGGAUUCCAGGAGGGGGCAGAGGAGCGUGCAGCAGGGAGCUCUGCCCGAGCUCGCCACCUUCAGCGGACACCUGGACGAAGGGUUCGCGCUGGACUGGAGCCCACAGAGCCCAGGCCGGCUGCUGUCCGGGGACGUCCGCGGGCGCGUCCAUCGCUGGGAGCCGCGCGAGGCCGGCUGGGCCGUGGACCAGCGGCCGCUGCUCGGGCACAGCGGCAGCGUGGAGGACAUCCAGUGGUCACCCAGCGAGGCCUCGGUGUUCAUCUCGUGCUCCUCGGACGCCUCCAUCCGCGUGUGGGACGUGCGGGCGCCGCCGCCCCGCGCCUGCCAGCUGAGCGUGGCCUCGGCGCACGACGGCGACGUCAACGUUCUGUCCUGGAGCCGGCGCGACGCGGCCGCGCUGCUCAGCGGCGGCGACGACGGCGCCCUGCGCCUCUGGGACCUCCGCAGCAUCCGGAGCAGCUCCGCCUGCGUGGCCACCUUCAAGCAGCACCGCGGGCCCAUCACGUCGGUGCAGUGGCACCCGGCCGAGAGCGGCGUGCUGGCGGCCGCCGGCGAGGACGACCUGGUGACGCAGUGGGACCUGGGCGUGGAGCGGGACCCCCAGGCCCCGGGGGAGGAUGAGGAGGGCGAGGAGGGGCUGUCGGAGCUGCCCCCGCAGCUGCUGUUCCUGCACCAGGGAGAGAAGGAGGUGAAGGAGCUGCACUGGCACCCGCAGUGCCCGGGGCUGCUGCUCUGCACCGGCCGCCACGGCAUCGCCGCCUUCCGCACCAUCAGCGUCUGAAAUGGGGGCAGAAAGGGAUCCGGGGGGGUCGGAGCGGGACGGCUCGGAAAUGAGGAGUCAACUUCUGCAGGGGGUGGGGGUUCCCCAAAAACGGGGGUGGGAAAGGCGGGAAUGGGGCUGGAAUUGCGCUCGGAAUGGGAAUGGGACAGCCCCAAAAAUGAGGAUUAAACAUCCCCAAAAUGGGGGUGAGAGUUCCCCCAAAAGGGGGUUGGAAAGGCGGGAAUGGGGCUGGAAUCCCACUUGGAAUGGGGAUGAAGCAGUUUGGAAAAUGAGGAUUAAACAUCCCCAAAAUGGGGGUGGGGAAGGGCUGAAGUGGGGACGGGACAGCCCCAAAAAUGAGGAUUAAACAUUCCCAAAAUGGGGGUGGGAAGGGCUGGAAAGGGGCAGGAAUGGGAAUGAGACAGUUUGGAAAAUGAGAAUUAAACAUUCACAAAACGAGGGUGGGAAUUCCCCCCAAGAUGGGGGUGGGAAUUUGGGGAAGGAUCCCCUCAAAACGAAGCCGGAGCAGCCCCAAUUUGGGGGCGACCCUGCCCAAAAAACGUGGAGGCGUCACCUCAACCCCGAUGUCCCAAAAUCCCGAGGCUCCGACUCCCCUUCCUCAUCCUCCCCGUGACGCACAGAAACCAAAA
Molecule: messenger RNA, 3314 nt
Organism: Pseudopodoces humilis (Tibetan ground-tit)
Lineage: Eukaryota; Metazoa; Chordata; Aves; Passeriformes; Paridae
Source: RefSeq, a predicted model, not a curated record